This is a messenger RNA of Homalodisca vitripennis (glassy-winged sharpshooter), 367 nucleotides long. RefSeq names its product neprilysin-2-like. The record is from RefSeq and is a predicted model, not a curated record. Gene Ontology annotation, molecular function: metalloendopeptidase activity. Bases 25 to 318 code for a protein of 97 amino acids. Gene Ontology annotation, biological process: proteolysis. NCBI's taxonomy places the organism in Eukaryota, Metazoa, Arthropoda, Insecta, Hemiptera, Cicadellidae. The transcript has 3 exons.
ACUGGACAGCACUUCUGGAAAAGCAUGAUGCCAGCGUCUGUGCAGCUCAGAAAAAACGAGCUGAUUAUCGUCAGCGAAGUGGAGUUCCUCAAGAAGCUUGAGGUGUUCCUACAGAAGUACUCUGAUGAAGUGAUUGCCAACUACAUGAUGUGGCUAGCAGCUAGCGAUAUGACGGACAUGCUGACCAAUCAGAUGAGGAAUAGGAAGAGGGAAUAUGCGACUGUAGGUGCGCAAGAGCCACGGUGGAAGGAGUGUAUCGGAGUCGCUUCAAGCCUUUCACUGGCUCUUUCUUCACUUUAUGUCGAGAGAUACUUUUGAUGAGACCUCCAAAAAGGCAGCUCUGAAUAUGACCAAUAUGAUACGUGAA